GGCUUUACCUUUGAUAUAUUUGCCGCUUGGCUUAUGUGUGUGUGUACAGGUGACUGGCACACACGUGCGACCGACCAAUGCCACACCCCCUGUACCUUCCAUAUUUUUGUGUUUAACUUUCCCCCUUUUUUUUUUUUCGUUCGACAUUCACCAGUUGGGUGUGUGUGUAUUCGGAAAGGGUCUAGAUGCUGUAACCUUUUUUAUGUUUUUUUUUGCCCGCGUCAGUGUACUGUGCGAACAUUGUCCUGAACGGUCGCUUUCUCGUUGUGUUGCGCCGCUGGUCGGCUUUCUCCUCCUGUUUCGUUAGUGCGAGUUGUUAACAUCAUCGGUUAACUGGAAUUAAACGUACGCUCCAUUGGCAAUUCCUUAUCCAGGUCGACGAGAUUUUUUUUUACAUAACACGACAACCUCGUCACCACUAGCGACUGGUACCUCAUUGUACGAGAGGAAUAAUUUGCCUGUACUCUUGACGUAUAUGAAAGUGAAGUUGGGUUUUUCCAAAUCGCCCCUAAAUAUACACGUAAUCGAGUUGGCGUGUGUUUGGCAAUGAAAAACUCGCUGAUGGCCUUGCUGUUGACGUUGGGUCUUCUUCUGAUAUGCAACGACCUCGCUAACGGCCAAGACGAUGAUGUGCAUUCUGGAACACGUCAGGAGACUGUCAACGUUAAACCGAGCUUUGUGGCAACUGCCUCGAGGAUAGUACGUCCCAGCACCGUCUACCGUGUCAACGUGGUCGUUUUGCCCGAAUCGGAGGGCAUGAUGGUCAAAGCGUUGAUUACCAAAGAUGGCGGACAACACGUGGCUUCCGCUGUUGAAACGGUCGAUUCUGCAACGAGUCGUAACCUUUUAAUGAAGAUUCCAGAUACGCUAACAGCCGGCCAGUAUCGUUUGAAGCUGGACGGAUACGAUCUCUUGCAACCUCAAAAGACCAUCUUUUCUAAACGUGGCCUGUUGGAAUUCCAUCCAGAUUUCCUCUCCAUCCUAGUCCAGACUAACCGUAAAAUCUACAAAAAUGAAAUGAAAGUUCGUUUCCGUGCCAUCAUUACCCAAUUGGUGGACCUCAAACCUUACGCAGAUCCAGUCACCAUCUACAUCGUGAGUCCUGAAGGAUUCGUCAUGAGGCGUUGGCCGUCUCGUUAUCCAACCACAGGUGUUGUGACGUUAACGUACCAACUGCCGACGUUCCCAAGUGAAGGCAAAUGGACGAUCCGCAUCGAGGCUCUGUCGCAAGUCCACGAUCACCACAUCAUCGUCGAACGCUUCUACUACAGAUUUUUUGACGUUAUCCCUUCGGCUCCGGCCUACGUCCUGGACUCGGCUGAAAGCUACACAGCCGCUGUUACAACUUCGUUUCAUUCAGGCAGAGUGGCCAGUGGCAACAUCACCGUCCAAGUCUACGCACGGCCCGUCAACUCAUCACUGGCCGAUUUCCGUUUUAUCAAACAAGAAUUUCCUCCCUGGACGUAUGACUUUACGUACGACGUUCAACUGGAAGAAGUCAAGAGCACCGUAGGCGUUCGCAGCUUGGCCGGCUGGGUCAUUCGAGUUGCCAUGACGUUGUACCAUCAUUACGAAGGUGAAGCGCGCGACGGGUUCAUCGAAACGCGCAUCAUCCGCGCCCAGUUGAAAUUCCACUUCGCUGGACCUAAAACGGCCGUUUUCAAACCUGGAAUGCCUUUCGAAGGACACGUUUACCUCAUGUACGACGACGACCAAGCCCUGCCACAAGAGAAAUUAGCUGGGGCUACUCUGACGAUCCGGCCGGUCGUCACGACAUCUACCGGUCUGCUAAAAACACUUGCGGAAAUUGUGGUACCUCGUCGAGGUGAAUAUCUACGUACAUCCGAUGACGUGCCGAAUUAUUACGGCAAUCCAUUCGACGUCUGGAUGGAUCGUCAAAUGGAAGACGCCGAGUACAAGAAUUUCCGCGAAUUGGGCAUCCAUCAUUUUCGCUUUACGGUACCCAAAGACACGACGUCAUUGAAAUUAACAGCGAUUUACAAAGACGAUGAAGGCGAUCAAGUUAGUACGGAGCAACAGGCCAUCCCGUUCUAUUCGCUCGGUGAUUUCUACGUGCACGUUUCGACCAGCACGGAGGAGGGGAUCCUCGGCCAUUACGCCACCAUCCACUUGAGGAGCAAUUUUGCAUUCCAGGAAUACAGCUACGUCAUCUCGUCGAAAGGUUUGUUGGUUCACGGCGCGACAGAGAACCUUGAACAUUCAAAGAAAUUGUUGACUUUCUCUGUGCCCGUUUCUACCGAUAUGGCGCCCACUUUCAAGUUGGUAGCCAUGAUUGUCAGCCCCCUCGGAGAUCUGGUGGCAGACUCUGUCACGAUUCCCGUCCGAUGCAUCAACCGUUACAAGACGAAUUUGACCAUGGUGCAAACCAAGGAUCACAGCAAAUUGACGGUGCAGGUUGUUACUAAGACGCUUCCGGGUGCGUUCACGGGCGUGUCGCUUUUGCGCUCGGCUCAUUACAUGUUCCAGGCGGACAACGAGAUCACGCACAGUCGGAUGAUUCGAGCUCUUUACAAGCUGGAACCUUUCACCAGAUCAGUUAGUGGAGUUACCUGGACCGAUAGGGAAGGAGCCAAAGCCGAUCAAAGCCAAUAUUUCAAAGCGGCUAAUCCAGGACCGGACACAAAACGGACGUUGAAUCUGGCCGGCCUUUUGGUAUUUACCGACGCACGUGUCAGUCAAUAUCCCGAUAUCGUGAAUUGUAAUAAAGACAACGGUUACGAAGCUUGUAUGGCCGCCGGAUGUUUCCACAGAGAUCAGCGAUGUGAUGGCAAAUCGGACUGUGCUGAUGGAUCCGACGAGGAUGACUGUCCUUUAACAAAAGACGAUCGGAUGGAUUUCAGAAUGUUGAGGAGGAAUCGCUUCCACGAUUUUUACGACUGGAUGGAUGGAGAUUGGGCUUGGUACGACAUUCCGGUCACGGACGACGGUUUCGAAUUCAACGAUCGGUCUGUCGCCCUAACCAACGAAGUUUGGUUCCUCACGGCAUUCACCUUCCAUCGUGAAUUCGGUUUUACUGUUGUCGAUGACGUAGUCGAGUACGAAGGAUCGCUACCUUUUUACGUUUCGGUCGAGUCGCCCAGUUCGAUCCGGCGUGGUGAGACCCUUGGCAUUCGACUUUUAUUCAUCAACAAUCUGCCCACCGAUACGAUGGGUCUCAUCAUCUUAGAGGCGUCCGCCGAUUAUUGUUUCGUUGAAACGGAAGCUCAUGGUGAAGUGGGUCAUUAUCGGCCAAGUCUUGUGUGUGCAGAGCGCCAUCACAUGGUCACGGUGAAAGGAGGAGCCACGACCGAAGUUUACAUGCCGAUUGCUCCGCAGAUCGAGCAGGGAAGCAUCACGGUCAAAAUUCAAGUGUGGAGUCACAUUUUUGAGCAGAAUCUCGACAUCGGCUUGGAAGUUUUGCCUGAGGGAGCCACCAUCAGCAGACAUACUUCGUUGUUGCUGGACUUGAAGAAUCGCGCCCAUGUAUUACGUUUCCUCGACAUCCCCGUCGAAGAGUCGCCCAUCAUUCCGUACUCGAAAUUCCGUCGCUACGUCUUCGGCAGUCCGAGAGCAUCCAUCACGUUAUGUGGCGAUGUGUUUGGUCCGGUGUUUCCAUCGACGCCCGUCACUACCGAGUCUUUACUCAGCCGGUCUCUACGUGGUACAGAAGCGAAUUUAUUCAAUUUGGCAACCACUUUAUGGAGUCUUCAUUACCUGCGAUUGACCAAUCAACUGCAAUCAGAUGUUUUGUAUAGUGGACUGAACGAUAUGAACGUUCAAAUGGCAGAGCUGAUGCGUUUGUACAAUCACGAUGGAUCGUUCCGUGCACACACCAGUUCCAAACCCAACGUUUGGGUCACGGCGUGGGUGAUUCGAAUCUUGGGUCAAUCUCAAUUCCAAGACUGGGAGAAUCAUUACUACGUCGAUCGGCGAUUGAUGACUAACUCAGUCAAAUGGAUACUUCAAUUUCAACGUCGUGAUGGAUCGUUCGGUGAAACGGAAGAUUACAUUGCGCCUCUGGAUCGACGAAUCCUUCCAAUGUAUAAUUCGACGUACAAGGGCGGACAAACUGCUCACGUAUUACUCGCACUCGGUGCAUGCACCGAAAGUCUUGAUGGAUCUAUUAAAGUGGCUGUCGCGUCCGCCAAAAAUCGAGCUGCUCGCUAUCUGGAAAGAAUACUAGAUAUUUUGACAGAUCAAUACGAGUUGGCGAUUGUGGCCUACGCCCUCCAAUCGGUUAGUAGUCCAGCACAAGAAGCUGCUUUUGGCCGGUUGCACAGUUUGAGACGGGAAAGCGAUGGUAUGGUGUAUUGGUCCCGACAACCUGUGCCUCCCAAUAAGAUUCUCUACGAGAAUCAGAGGCCUUUCCUUCAGCCUCGUUUGCCCAUGCAUCAAGACGCUGUGGCAGUUGAGGCCACAUCGUACGCUCUGCUCGUCUAUUUGACUCGCGACGGCAUCGGCGAUCUGCAAGAAAGGGUCGUCAAUUGGCUCAACACGAUGCGGAUGGUCGACGGCGGUUUCGUUUCCAUUUACGAUAGCAUCGUUGCUAUGGAAGCACUCACCGAAUACGCCUAUCGAGCACGAUUACGUGACAUCACCCAUAUGAGCGUCGUUGUGGAAGCAUCCGCUUCGCCUGAAGCUACGCAAUUGAUGCAAAUUAACAGCGACACGUUGGCCACUGUCCAUCAAAUGGAUAUACCGAAUGUCUGGGGUCACGUCAACGUCAUUGGACGUGGAGCUGGGCAGGCUGUUUUGCAACUCAAAGUUCAAUACGGCGUCGAUUGGGAAGAUUUGAGAGAUUUUCCACGACAACGUUACUUUGAUUUGUACGUGGAAGAGACGUACAGCCAUUUCCGCAACAAAUCUCACAUCACCGUCGAUGCUUGUGUCAAGUGGCUGGCGGUGGAUAGAGCGCCGGUGAGUGGCGCCACCACUUUAGAAGUGGAACUUCCAUCCGGAUACAGGAUCGUUCAAUCCGAUGCAAAUCAAGUUCUAAUCCACAAAGAAUUCAAUUUUCUUCGUGACGUCUUUGUAACUGAUCAAAAAAUCGUCUGGACCUUUGAUAAAGUAGGGCCAGAGAGGCUCUGUUUCAAUUACCUUAUUCGCCGCUGGUUCCCGGUCGCCAACGGGACCAUGUACCGGUCAGCCAUUGUGUACGAAUCUCAUUCACCUGAGCAUUUCGAAAUGCAAGUGUUCAACGCGACGCCGCUAUACGUCUUGGACAUUUGUGAAGUGUGUGGGAGCUACCAGUGUCCAUAUUGCCCGUAUUUUAGCGCGGCACCAGUAGUCAUUAACAUCAAUCCUAUUGUCGUUUUCUACUCACUUUUAAUAUCCGCUUUUAUUUACCAUCACUGGUCAGCCUCCUAGUUUUGCGAGUAUUGAAACGAAUUAAGUUUUUUAAAAAGAAUACAGUUCUAUCUUUUCGUAUGAA
Molecule: messenger RNA, 5431 nt
Organism: Daphnia carinata
Lineage: Eukaryota; Metazoa; Arthropoda; Branchiopoda; Diplostraca; Daphniidae
Product: CD109 antigen-like
Exons: 29
Coding region: 547-5367 (1606 amino acids)
Cellular component (GO): extracellular region
Molecular function (GO): protein binding; endopeptidase inhibitor activity
Source: RefSeq, a predicted model, not a curated record